Molecule: messenger RNA, 2622 nt
Organism: Doryrhamphus excisus (bluestripe pipefish)
Lineage: Eukaryota; Metazoa; Chordata; Actinopteri; Syngnathiformes; Syngnathidae
Product: vimentin-like
Biological process (GO): intermediate filament organization
Cellular component (GO): plasma membrane; intermediate filament; cytoplasm
Molecular function (GO): structural constituent of cytoskeleton
Source: RefSeq, a predicted model, not a curated record
CAGACGGGACGAAAAACCGGGCGGGACGUCCAAGACUAGAGCCGAAGCAUGUCUUCUUUUAGACCAGCAGCGCCCCAUUCCUCCUACAGGAAGAUGUUCGCCGCGGAGAGAGCGGGCGUCAGACCCAGCUACACCAGCCGCCAGUACUCCAGUCCCAUCCGCACCACCCGGGUGUCUUACGGGCUCUCCUCGGCUCCCCCCAGCACCAUCUACGCCGCCAAGACCCAGCGUCUCCGGAGCAGCGCCGCCAUGCCCAGGCUGACCUCCGAGCACCUGGACUUCACGCUGUCUGACGCGAUUAACAGCGAGUUCAUCACCAACCGCACCAACGAAAAGGCCCAGAUGCAGUCCCUCAACGACCGCUUCGCCAGCUACAUCGAGAAGGUUCGAUUCCUGGAGCAGCAGAACAAGAUCCUGCUGGCCGAGCUGGAGCAGCUACGCGGCAAGGGCACAUCCAGAGUGGGGGACCUGUACGAGGACGAGAUGCGGGAGCUUCGGCGCCAGGUGGAUCAGUUGACCAACGAAAAGGCCCGAGUGGAGGUGCACCGGGACAACCUGGCCGACGACAUCGAUCGACUCAGAGACAAGUUACAGGAUGAGAUAUCCCAGCGGGAGGAGGCGGAGGCAAACAUGCAGAGCUUCCGACAGGAUGUGGACAAUGCUGCCCUCAACAGACUGGACCUGGAGAGGAAGGUGGAGUCUCUCCAGGAGGAAAUCAACUUCCUGAAGAAGCUACAUGAUGAGGAAAUGCUGGAACUGCACAACCAGAUUCACAUGCAGCAGCACGUUCAAGUGGACAUGGCGGACGUGGCCAAGCCUGACCUGACAGCAGCUCUGAGGGACGUCCGUCUGCAGUACGAGAACCUGGCCUCCAAAAACAUCCAAGAGUCUGAGGAAUGGUACAAAUCCAAGUUUGCUGACCUCACCGAAGCGGCUGCUCGCAAUAAUGAUGCUUUGAGAAUGGCCAAGCAGGAGGCGAAUGACUACAGACGUCAAGUCCAGGCCCUCACCUGUGAGGUGGAUGCUCUCAAAGGAACUAAUGAGUCCCUGGAGCGCCAGAUGAGAGAGAUGGAGGAUAACUUCUCCAUGGAGACCGGGGGCUAUCAGGACACCAUUGCCCGCCUGGAGGAUGAUAUUCACAACAUGAAGGAUGAGAUGGCCCGACACCUCCGCGAGUACCAGGACCUCCUCAAUGUCAAGAUGGCCCUGGAUAUUGAGAUCGCCACCUAUCGGAAGCUGCUGGAAGGGGAGGAGAGCAGAAUCUCCACCCCUCUGCCAAACUUCUCAUCUCUUAACCUGAGAGAAACCAUGAUUGAUUCCAAACCUCACAUCGAAACCUCGACGACCAAGAAGGUUCUCAUCAAGACCAUCGAGACCAGAGACGGUCAGGUGAUCAACGAGUCAACCCAGAACCACGAUGACAUGGAGUAGUGAUAAGAAUAAUAAGGCUCUUGCCAAAUGACCAACAAAAACAAUCAGAAGAUUUUCACUCGCAUUCAAACGACAAUUCCACAAAAAACAACUUCUCUAAGUGCCUUUUUAUGUGAUGAUUUGGUAAGCUAGCUAGUUAGCUUAGCAGUAUAUUUUUGGUGUCAUUUUGUCUAGACACAGGUGUGAUACACAACACAACGACUGUAUUGUCAAUCAUAGUGGUCUACUAAGGAGCAUUACAGCCACGGUGUCACGAAAAAUAAAUCAUACUACAACAACAAAGUUUUUAAAACUUGUUUGAGAAAAAAAAUGUCUGAUUAUUCUUAUAAUUAUGUCUAAUUUUUUUUCACUUUUUCCCCCUUAGAAUAAACUUAUUAUAACAUGUUUUUCUUCACAGUGUGGCCCUAACACUCUUUUGUUGACUUGUACAAAUGAUUUAAUUUGUAGUAAACUGUAGAUUCAUCAUGCACAAAUAACCAGCAGCAGUUCUGAAUGCUAAAUAUAAUGUCACAAUUGCCAAUAAGCAGCAAUAAACAAGUAAGACUGUGAGCCGGGUUUGAUAUAUGUUGUGUCGUACUGUGAUAGAAAACUGUAAAGAAAAGAUAGCUCCACACCUGCAAGUGUUUUCACAUACAGUAAUCUCAGCAAGUAUCCUGGAUUCAGUGCCUUUAUGAUUAUUAACACAUGACGGUUAUUAUUAUUAUUUCCCCUGCUGUUUCAUAUCAAAAUGUGUUCAAUAACAGUACACCUUCACUUAAAGGGGGACCUAUUAUGCUCAUAUUUCUGCCCUUUGUAUUGAGUUGUGGACUCUUAUAGAGCAGCUACACACAAUAACCAGUGCACAACACUUUUUAGUUCUUCCAGAAUCUGCACCUAAUCCAGCUGUAUUUCUUUAGUUUUUGUGCUUCCUGCAAAAACGGUCUGUUUAAAUGUAUUCUGCCCAUGGCCUGCCUCCAGGCACGCCCACCCCGUCGUGAUUGGUCACACUUCCAAGUGUUUAGAAGGAAUUCCGGUGUUGUGCCGCUAGCUGUGAAACACAUGUGUUGGAUCCUAGCUUUAGCAUGCUAUGUCGGACUUCCUAUAAGCAGUCAGUAUAUGAGGAAGUCGAAUCUGUCUCAUUCCAAUGUCUGCCAGGGUUUCCGGAUGCCAGCUGAUGUGGAAUUUCGAUGUAAAUAAAGGAUGGGAGCUGUG